UACUGUUAACGGAACAGUGUUUUUAAUGUUUAUCAUGGCUGGAUCAAAUCUAUUAGUUUGACUAAACUAUCUGAGAUCAAGGCUGCAGUCGAAGAUCAUAGAAUAUAUUCAUUUACAUUGACAGAAGUGUACGGGGUGUGAAAUAACCCAGUAUGUCUCGUGAGCAAAAAGCAGUAGAGCAUGCCAGGAAGGCCUUCCUCACAGGUCGGACCAAAUCACUUGAGUACAGAAUUACCCAGCUGAAGAACCUGCUGCGUUUUGUCAAAGAAAGACAGAAGGCAAUCGCUGAAAGUCUCAAAAAGGAUCUCAGUAAGAGUGAGUUUGGAACUCCUUUGUAUGAGACCAUUGGUCUGGAGAGUGAGAUUAACCUGGCUGUCAGCAAGCUGAAAGAGUGGGCAGCUCCUCGGCCAGUGGCCAAGAACCUUCUGACCAUCUCAGAUCAGGUCUACAUCCAGCCUGAACCUUUGGGAGUAGUGCUGGUCAUUGGGGCCUGGAACUACCCCUGGGCUGUCACCAUCCAGCCCCUUAUAGGAGCUAUAGCAGCAGGUAAUGCAGCUGUGGUCAAGCCAUCUGAAGUCAGUGCUCACACUGCCAAAGUAAUGGAGGAUCUCUUACCUUUAUACUUAGAUCAGGAGAUGUACCCUGUCGUCACCGGUGGGGUGACAGAGACCCAACAGCUGCUCAAGCAACGGUUUGAUCACAUCUUCUACACUGGAAAUGGCACAGUGGCUAAAAUCAUCAUGGAGGCAGCAGCUAAAUAUUUAACCCCUGUUACGCUAGAGCUGGGGGGAAAGAGCCCAUGCUACAUUGACAAGAACUGUGACCUCGCUGUUGCCUGCCGACGAAUUACAUGGGGGAAGUACAGUAACUGUGGUCAGACUUGCAUUGCACCAGAUUACAUCCUCUGUGAUCCCAGCAUUCAAGACAGAGUGAUUGAAGAGAUCAAGAAGAAUAUUAAGGAUUUCUAUACUGAGAACCCCCAAAAAUGCCUGGAUUAUGGACGCAUCAUCAACCAGCGGCACUUCAAGAGAGUGAUGGCAAUGCUGGAGGGCUGCACCAUUGCUGUGGGGGGAGAAAAUGACAUGUCCGAUUGCUACAUUGCUCCAACAGUUUUAAGGGAUGUGAAGCCGGAUGCAAAGGUAAUGCAAGACGAGAUCUUUGGGCCUUUGUUGCCCAUCCUGACUGUGAGCAGUGCAGAUGAAGCUAUCAAAUUCAUCAACCAAAGAGAGAAACCCCUUGCACUCUACAUCUUCUCUUCAGAUAACAAGCUGAUUAAGCAAAUGAUUGCGGAGACCUCUAGUGGUGGAGUGGUGGCCAAUGACUGCUUGAUGCACUUCUCAGUCAGCUCUUUGCCCUUUGGUGGAGUUGGUAACAGUGGGAUGGGCUGCUAUCAUGGCAAGUUCAGCUUUGAUCAGUUGAGCCACCUGCGCGGCUGUCUUAUCAAACAGCUGAAGAUGGAGGCAGUAAAUAAAAUGCGUUACCCACCACAUACAGCAGAUAAGCUGGGCUGGGCGCGCUUUUUCAUACUCAAACAGGUCGACUUUGGUAGUCUGAGCCGCAUGGCACUGCUGGCUCUGCUGGCAGUCUUUUUUGCAGUGAUUUUACAGAGAUACUAUACUGACUAAGAAUGUGAAAUAAUAUGCAGAAAGUGUACCUCCAGCCUGAAGACACUCAGCCACACAAGACCUUGAUUGGAUAGUGGGCCGACUCCAGCUGAAAUGCUGCUUCCCUCUUUUGCCUUACUUGUAAUAUCAUAGGUCUUAAAACUGGCCAAGAUUUAUUUAAACCAUUUUGACGAUGCUGCCUUUCUCAGAAGUAAUUGAAACUAAAAUAUAUCAUUUCAAUGAAGCUAAUUCUAAUUGAUGUGACAUUUGCUUUAUCUGGAGAACUUUAAUCAGUGUUUAUUUUAGUGAACACUCUUUAUAUGUAGCUAAAAUAAACAUUUCGAUCCCAUCUUUGGAGAUGUUUUUAAAUGAAGACCUCACAGAAUAGUUUUUACGAUUUUUAUAUUUUGAAAUAUACCCUUCAAGGGGUAGUUCACCCAAACAUUAACAUGCUGUCAUCAUUUACUGAAUGUUAGUCUCAGUUACUAUUCACUUUCAUUGUUUCUUUUUUUUCCCCAUACUGUGAAAGAAAAUUGUUACUGAGGCUGUCAUUCUGCCUAACAUCUUUAGACUGAUCUCACAGUGAAAUCAGAAACAACAGGUUACAUUUCUGUAGCUGAAAUUGGUCUGUGCUUACCGAAAUGCAAAACAUGUUGUUGGCGGUGUAUGGGCAAGUUUGAGCCCAUUUUCCAAAAUGUACCUUUUUGGACAUUUGAAUAGACUCUACUAUAUAAACCUAUUGACAGCAUCUAAAGCAAAAACGCAUUUAUGUAUGUACAGCUUGUGCGUUACGUACUGUUCGAGAGGAAAAUUGAUUGCAUCAUAUUGUGAUCAGUGAAAGUGGCCUGUAGCAUCAUGCAAAUGAGUCCUCUGCAGACUGGUCGGAAAUCAAAUUCCUGGAACACUUUCUGCACAAAUUCCUACAAAUACUAAUGAGAUCAGGUUUGCAGUUUGUUUGAUCCAUUAUACCACAGACGUUAUUGGGACCCAGUCAGUGUUACUUAUGAAGAAUUGUUUAAUUGUGUCAUAUUAAGAAAUAUUAAAAUAUUGAAUAGAAAAACACCCUUAAUGUUACUGAGAAAAGGGUCUUUAAACUUAAAUGUUUGGAAAACACAUAAACUAGAUGACAUGCACAGGCAGCCAAAAAUAAUAGUUUGUAAUAAUGUACAGAAAUUGGUACUUUCAUUCACCAAAGUGGCAUUCAACUGAUCACAAUGUAUCAUCAUGACAUUAAUAACGUGAAAAAUUACAAUUUCAAAAAACUUUCAGAUCUUCUCAUCCAAAAAUUCUCCACGUGCAGCUAUGACAGCUUUGCAGAUCCUUGGCAUUCUAGCUGUCAGUUUGUCCAGAUACUCAGGUGACAUUUCACCCCACACUUCCUGUAGCACUUGCCAUAGAUCUGGCAUAGAUGUCUUGUCGGGCACUUCUCACGCACCUUACAGUGUACUGAUCCCACAAAUGCUCAAUGGGUUUAAGAUCCAUAACACUCUUUUCCAAUUAAAUGUUGUACAAUGUCUGUUUCUUUGCCCACUCUAAACUUUUAUUUUUUAUUUCUGUUUCUAAAGUGGCUUUUUCUUUGCAAUUCUUCCCAUAAGACCUGCACCCCUGAGUCUUCUCUUUACUGUUGUUCAUGAAACUAGUGUUGAGUGGGUAGAAUUCAAUGAAGCUGUCAGCUGAGGACAUGUGAGGUGUCUAUUUCUCAAACUAGAGACUCUGAUGUACUUAUCCUCUUGUUUAGUUGUACAUCUGGCCUUCCACAUCUCUUUCUGUCCUUGUUCGAGCAGUUGUCCUUUGUCUUUGAAGACUGUAGUGUACACCUUUAGUAUGAAAUCUUCAGUUUUUUGGCCAUUUCAAGCAUUGUAAAGCCUUAAUUCCUCAAAACAAUGAUUGACUGAUGAGUCAAUGAGAGAAAGCUGUUUCUUUUUUUGCCUUUUUUUUUACCUAAUAUUGACCUUGCCAGACAUUGAGACAUGCCAGUCUAUUGCAUACUGUGGCAACUCAAAAAUAAACACAAAGACGAUGUUAAGCUUCAUUUAACAAACCAAAUAGAUUUCAACUGUGUUUGAUUAUAAUGGCAAGUGAUUUUCUAGUACCACAUUAGCAAUUUAUUAUGAUUACUCAAAGAUAAGGUGUUGGAAUGAUGGCUGCUGGAAAUGGGUCCUGUCUAGGUUUUAUAAAAAAUUACUUUUUCAAAUAGUGUUGGUGGUGUUUUUUUACAUCAGUAAUGUCCUGACAUUACUUUGUGAUCAGUUGAAUGCCACAUUGGUGAAUUAAAAUAGCAAUUUCAUUCCGAAACAGCAAAAUCUGCACAUUACUCAAAACUUUUGGCCGCCAGUGUAAUGUAUGUAAUAUGUAAUAUGUUUGGUUUGGAUAGCUUCUUAUUCCUACAAUAUAAGGGACCAUGUUCACUCUAAUAAUACAGUAUAUGCUGACAAUCAUAUAUUGUCACUGUCAUAUUGGAAAUUUGUAUGCAUUGAGGACCUGAAGGCUCCUUUAGACCUAACAUUUGUGUCUAAUAAUAAAGUCAAAGUAUAAGAGAAAUUUAUGACAAACAGAAAUAAUUUUUAAUAGUACAAUAAACAUGUUUUUACACAGCCAUAUUUGGGUUUUCUGAUUUAAUUGUG
Molecule: messenger RNA, 4228 nt
Organism: Xyrauchen texanus (razorback sucker)
Lineage: Eukaryota; Metazoa; Chordata; Actinopteri; Cypriniformes; Catostomidae
Product: aldehyde dehydrogenase family 3 member A2-like
Exons: 11
Coding region: 153-1625 (490 amino acids)
Biological process (GO): aldehyde metabolic process
Cellular component (GO): cytoplasm
Molecular function (GO): aldehyde dehydrogenase (NAD+) activity
Source: RefSeq, a predicted model, not a curated record